AUGUCAAGGAAAUCUAUAGUGCAAAUAAGAAGAUCUGAAGUAAAGCGGAAACGAAGUAGCACCGCUAGCAGUACAAGUGAGGGGAAAACUCUUCAUAAGAACACACAUACAUCCUCUAAAAGGCAGAGAACUUUGACAGAAUUCAACAUCCCAACUUCAUCGAACUUACCUGUCCGUUCCAGUUCAUAUUCAUUCUCAAGGUUCAGUUGUUCAACAUCCAAUAAGAAUACAGAGCCAGUAAUUAUUAACGAUGACGAUCACAAUAGCAUUUGCCUUGAAGACACUGCAAAGGUCGAAAUCACCAUAGACACAGACGAGGAAGAACUAGUUAGCUUGCAUGAUAACGAAGUCAGCGCAAUAGAAAAUAGGACCGAAGAUCGAAUAGUAACGGAAUUGGAGGAGCAAGUAAAUGUUAAAGUCUCUACAGAAGUUAUUCAAUGUCCUAUUUGUCUAGAAAACCUUUCUCAUUUAGAAUUGUACGAAAGAGAGACACACUGUGAUACUUGCAUAGGCAGUGACCCGAGCAAUAUGGGAACACCUAAAAAGAAUAUCAGGAGCUUUAUUUCUAAUCCAUCAUCUCCUGCAAAAACGAAGAGGGAUAUAGCUACGUCAAAAAAACCAACAAGAGUAAAACUUGUUUUACCAAGUUUCAAGAUAAUUAAGUUCAAUAAUGGCCACGAAAUAGUUGUGGAUGGUUUCAAUUAUAAGGCCAGCGAGACUAUCUCUCAGUACUUUCUUUCUCAUUUUCAUUCUGAUCACUAUAUUGGACUCAAAAAAUCUUGGAACAAUCCUGAUGAGAAUCCGAUCAAGAAAACACUUUACUGUUCUAAGAUCACUGCAAUAUUAGUAAAUUUAAAAUUCAAAAUUCCAAUGGAUGAAAUCCAAAUUUUACCCAUGAAUAAACGCUUUUGGAUAACAGAUACCAUUUCAGUAGUUACGUUGGACGCUAACCAUUGUCCCGGUGCAAUAAUAAUGCUUUUCCAGGAGUUUCUGGCAAAUUCGUAUGAUAAGCCUAUAAGACAAAUUCUUCACACGGGGGAUUUUCGAAGCAACGCCAAAAUGAUUGAGACAAUUCAGAAGUGGUUGGCCGAGACAGCGAAUGAAACUAUUGACCAAGUUUAUUUAGAUACAACAUAUAUGACUAUGGGAUACAACUUUCCUUCACAACAUUCUGUGUGCGAGACUGUGGCUGAUUUUACAUUACGGCUUAUAAAACAUGGUAAAAACAAAACAUUUGGAGAUUCACAAAGGAACCUUUUUCACUUUCAGAGAAAGAAAACAUUGACAACUCAUCGUUACAGGGUCCUAUUUCUUGUGGGAACAUAUACUAUUGGAAAAGAGAAGCUAGCCAUCAAGAUAUGUGAAUUUUUGAAAACAAAAUUAUUUGUUAUGCCGAAUUCCGUUAAAUUUUCAAUGAUGCUAACAGUUUUACAAAACAACGAAAAUCAAAAUGACAUGUGGGACGAAAGCUUACUCACCAGCAAUUUACAUGAAUCAUCCGUACAUUUGGUACCUAUAAGAGUGUUGAAAAGUCAAGAAACCAUAGAAGCUUACUUGAAAAGUUUAAAAGAAUUGGAAACAGACUAUGUGAAAGACAUUGAAGAUGUUGUCGGGUUUAUACCUACCGGGUGGAGUCACAAUUUUGGUUUAAAAUAUCAAAAGAAAAACGAUGAUGAUGAGAAUGAAAUGAGUGGCAAUACAGAAUAUUGCUUAGAACUAAUGAAGAAUGAUCGAGAUAAUGAUGAUGAGAAUGGGUUUGAAAUCUCGAGUAUAUUGAGGCAAUACAAAAAGUACAACAAAUUUCAAGUUUUUAACGUACCAUAUUCUGAACACAGUAGUUUUAACGAUUUAGUGAAAUUUGGUUGUAAAUUGAAGUGUUCUGAAGUCAUUCCCACUGUGAAUCUAAACAAUUUAUGGAAAGUGAGGUAUAUGACGAAUUGGUUUCAAUGUUGGGAAAACGUUAGGAAAACGCGGGCGGCUAAAUAA
Saccharomyces cerevisiae S288C is the source of this 1986-nucleotide messenger RNA. It is a transcript of the gene PSO2, whose product is annotated as DNA cross-link repair protein PSO2. Gene Ontology annotation, molecular function: DNA binding. Gene Ontology annotation, biological process: DNA repair. Gene Ontology annotation, cellular component: nucleus. The record is from RefSeq and is marked reviewed. The coding region runs from base 1 to 1986 and encodes 661 amino acids. NCBI's taxonomy places the organism in Eukaryota, Fungi, Ascomycota, Saccharomycetes, Saccharomycetales, Saccharomycetaceae. The transcript has a single exon.